AUGGCUGCAGAUCCACCCACGGCCGGUCGUCUAAGCUUCAAGCAUGGAUGGAUGGAUUCAGGAAGACGGAAGAAAAAGCAAUAUGAAGUUCCUGUCUGCAUCAAACUGCUUUCACUUAUAUUCUGCCGAAUUUCUUCCUUCUAUGGGACUGUACAUGGGGAUUAUCUACAAGGGUUAUGUCCUUUGCAGGUAGAUUAUCUUAUAGGACGGGCGAAAUACAACAGAAGAAGCUCCUCCGCUGCUACUCGCCAAACUCCAAGCAAAAAGGACCUUCCACUUUCCUUGCUAAUGGUAAAUUACCAUGGUACCUAUCUAAUGCGAUUUGUAAAGUUUUACCAAUCUGGAGGAUAUUCAAUACCAAGAUUUAUGAUUUGGCAUAAAUUUCAUCCAGGAAAUUUAGUCCUAGGGACUUUGAUAUACAAUGAUACACCAAAGCAAGCAAAGAAGCCAAAAGAAGUUAAAUGUUUUUACCUGCUGCUGGCAUCCGAUGAGCAGUUGCAGGUGUCAACCAUAGUAUUGUUAUAUGAAGUGAGAGUUGCAUGUGCUUAUCUGAAGCUUAUACUAAUAAUUUGCCUCCCUAAUUGUGGCUGA
Molecule: messenger RNA, 591 nt
Organism: Triticum turgidum subsp. durum (durum wheat)
Lineage: Eukaryota; Viridiplantae; Streptophyta; Magnoliopsida; Poales; Poaceae
Source: the annotation of a GenBank genome assembly